Molecule: messenger RNA, 3078 nt
Organism: Plasmopara halstedii
Lineage: Eukaryota; Oomycota; Peronosporomycetes; Peronosporales; Peronosporaceae
Exons: 1
Coding region: 1-3078 (1025 amino acids)
Molecular function (GO): protein binding
Source: RefSeq, a predicted model, not a curated record
AUGCUAGAGAAUAAUGGCGUAGACACGUCCAACAUAAGGAGCAAUGAAAAUUUUGCGCUGGAACUGCUACAGAUGCAAUUACUUAAAAUUGAGCACGCGGUCUUGGAAAGUGAUACUGAGAGGGUAGUUGAAGAGCAGCAGACUCUCAAGGCAGACGACGAAGUCUUUACAGUGUUGGAAAUGGCGCAACUCAUCUCAGAGGGAAAAUAUGGAGAUGUAAUUCGCCUUCCACAGACUCAAAUUCUUUUGCACACCGUACUUCAAUUACGCCAUGAGGAGGAGGAAUCUGACGCUGAGGAAACUCAUAUUUGUGGUAGCAUCGCGUCGGCUUUGCAAAAUUACUUGCUUAAUCAUUGCAAUAGUGUCAUAAGCCGCCUCGUGACUACCUACAAAAUCUUAUUUGCUGGCAUUGCAUUUCUUAAUAUGUAUGUACAGGCAAACUAUACAGGACCGGCAUUUGAGGAGGAAAAGCUGUGUGACGUGCUCGAUCUGACCUCACGCUUAGUUACUAACUCGACCAAAAGCGCCGAUAAAAAAUCGCAUAUCGAUACUCUUGUGGCGCUACAGGUUGAUGGCGAGUGUCCAUUUUCCAUCUGCGAUUACCCGCAAUUUUUGUUAGCUGCUCGUUGCCUACUAAAUUUUAUAGGCAACUAUGCGUACAACGACUGGUCUGUAGCAGCUAGCGAAGUCGUAAGUGGCCAGAACGACAAUGAGGUUUCUGACGACGUUGUUGAAGGACCAGCUAAACGCCUUAUGACUGGUGGGGCCGCCAUUCUCGCGCUUGGCGACAUGCUGCAAGGUAUUAAGACAGCCGCGUGGUGGAACGCGCGUGCGUCUGUGGCACACGAACGGCUGUUGCUAACCAAGCAGCCAUCAAAUACUUUAUGGUUUGAAGCUCGCCGUGGAUACAUUCAAACUCUCAAGACGCAUGAAAUUUUUGCUUUUGAAAAAGGGACUAACUACUUGCUCGCUCGAGCAUACGUGGAAUGGGGUCUUACUCAACACUAUUUUGACAAAAACAAGCAUGGCAAGUCGACAUUUGCUCGCGCGAAAGAGAUUGCCGGUGUGAGAGUGGAGCUAAGCGGUUCGAUGGGUAGGCGCACCAAGUUUCAACAGAAAAGUGUGGCUCAAUUGAUGCUGCUUGCAGCGUCGAAAAAAGAGCCUGCGAAUGAAGAUGGAGACGGUUCCAUCUACGCCACAGCUGUGGCCGAGUCGAUACAUGCGGACUUUGGUGGUAAACAGGUAACGACAGAAGAUGGAGAUAGAAUCGAUGCAGUUUCUUCCGCUGCCCUGCCUGCAGAUAGCCUAACACCUGAACAUGAGCACAUACAAAGACUUGUUGACGAGGGUGAGGCUUCUUAUCGAAACGUAAAGUUGGACCAAGUGGAUCAAGAUAACUAUCUUUUGGAAACAAUCGCUUAUGAGGAUCGAAAGCUCACGCAACAGGGCAAUUUACAAAUUGUAGACCAAAUUGUGCUACUGGGGAUGUGUCUAGACGUCAAGAAUAGCAAUGCGAACGAUGGUCUUACUCGUGAGGAAAUGAUGCCCUAUGUCAUGCGCGUGCUUGAAAACCCCAAUAAUUGGAUGGUCUACUCUACGGCACUAUUGGAACGGGCGUGGCUUGAAUGUGAAAGCUCCAAGCGCCGUGAGCGUGCUGUCUUGCAGAUGCAGGCCUUAGUCGAUCAGCACACCACACGUCUCACCAUUACGCAGAAUACUCUCCAGUCGAUCGCUGACUCAGCGCCAGCUCGGGAGCGCAUGCAAUUUGUGUAUUCACUGGUCUUUCCUCCGCGAUAUGCACUCAAGCGCGACUUGGCUGAGCGCUACUUUAAGCUUGGUGUUCUCGGUAGUGCUGUUGAAAUCUGCGAAGAAUUGGAGAUGUGGGAUGACGUUAUCAAGUGUUAUCAACUUCUGGACAAACCCAUGCACGCUGAAAAAUUGGUACGCGAGCGCUUAGCGAUUGCCCCUUCACCAUUUAUGUGGGUCACACUUGGCGACCUUACUCAGGAACCGGCACACUAUGAGACGUCCUGGGAACUAUCAAAAAAGCGGUUUGCUCGCGCUAAGCGAUCACUUGGACGCUACUUUUUUGAGAGAAGGGAUAAUGAGACGGCAAUUCUCCAUUACCUGGAUGCUGUGCGUGUAGGUCCUAUGCACACAGGCGCCUGGUUUACUUUAGGCGCGAUUGCGAUGCGCAUUCACCGUUGGGCACUUGCGAUGCGGGCAUUCACCCGCGUUGUGCAGCUUGAGCCAGACAAUGGUGAGGCCUGGGGCAAUUUAGGCUCCAUACACAUGCAUAAUCAAAGGUAUGCUGAGGCCUUUGCAGUCUUGGAAGAAGGUUUAAAACAAAAGCGUCAUAUGUGGCAAAUGUGGGAAAACUAUGCACUGUGUGCAAUGGAGACCACGCGCUACGGUGAGGCUAUGUAUGCCAUGCAUCAGCUGCUGGAUCUGCGUGCUAAGCACAAACGUCCUGUCGAUAGCGAAUUGUUAGCGUGGCUUGUGGAGGCAAUCGUGUAUCCGAAGUCAUUAAAGCAGAUGCAGCAAGAGACUGAUGUUGAUAAAGCUAAUGUCAUCCAAAAUGCUGUUUCUGACGAUAAAGUUGACUUCAUAGUGGCGGAUGAAGACUUGUCAGAGCUCAACGAAGUAGAAGCAGUCACCGACACGACACCCCCACGGUCCGACUCGCACUAUAAACAGCAAUUGGCAACGCUUUUCGGUCGUGUGACGUCUAUUGUUACAAAUGACCCCAAGGUAUGGCAACUGUAUGCUCACUUCAACAGCGGUAUUGAAGGUCGUGCCGAUAAGGCUCGUGAAUGCCGUUUAAAGCAGUGCCGCGCGCUGCAAGUCGCAGGAUGGGAGCGUGAGCGGCAUAAAGUUGAGAAUCUCUGUGGAGCUGCUACUCGACUGGCCGAGGAUUACUUAGCAGAAGGCACAAAGAAAGCUCUGUAUUCAUGUCGCCUUUACAUUCGUGGCAUACUUAAAAAGGCGCAAAUGGAUUUUGCUGACCUUGAGGCCGUGAAGACUCUUGCAGAUGCGCUGGAAGAGGUUUAUGCACGAGAAGCACAAAUUCUAGAGUAA